Mus caroli (Ryukyu mouse) is the source of this 1152-nucleotide messenger RNA. RefSeq names its product olfactory receptor 5K1. Gene Ontology annotation, molecular function: olfactory receptor activity; G protein-coupled receptor activity. Lineage: Eukaryota; Metazoa; Chordata; Mammalia; Rodentia; Muridae. The record is from RefSeq and is a predicted model, not a curated record. Gene Ontology annotation, cellular component: membrane. Gene Ontology annotation, biological process: G protein-coupled receptor signaling pathway.
UCUUCCUUUGAACCAAUGAGAGCUCAAAGGUGUUUGAGGCACACAAUAAAUUAGUGCACUAAAUCCCAACGUUUUAUUUUCAGAGAUCAGGAAUGCUUGAAGGAAACCACACCAUGAAACGUGAGUUUGUCCUCACAGGAUUUACAGACCACCCUGAAAUGAAGGGCCUUCUGUUUGCAGUAUUCUUUUUCAUCUAUCUGAUUACCAUGAUAGGGAAUAUGGGUCUGGUGAUUCUGAUUUCCAAAGAACGUUCUCUUCACACCCCAAUGUACAUCUUUCUGGGCAACCUGGCUUUUAUAGAUUCUUGUUGCGCCUGUGCUGUUACUCCUAAAAUGUUGGAGAACUUUUUUUCUGAAGACAGAAUAAUCUCUCUGUAUGAAUGCAUGGCACAGUUUUAUUUUCUGUGCACUGUUGAAACUGCAGACUGCUUUCUUCUAUCAGCAAUGGCCUAUGACCGCUAUGUGGCCAUAUGCAAUCCACUGCAGUACCACACCAUGAUGUCCAAGAAGCUCUGCCUUCAGAUGACCACAGGAGCCUUCAUAGCUGGAAACCUGCAUUCUAUGGUUCAUGUGGGGCUAUUAUUUAGACUAGUAUUCUGUGGGUCUAAUCAAAUCAACCACUUUUAUUGUGAUAUUCUUCCUUUGUACAGACUCUCCUGUGUUGACCCCUAUAUCAACGAGCUUAUAUUAUUUGUCUUUUCAGGCUCAAUCCAAGUCUUCACAAUAGGUUGUGUUCUCAUAUCUUACCUUUACAUUGUUUUUACAAUUUUCCAAAUGAAAUCCAAAGAGGGAAGGGUCAAAGCCUUCUCCACCUGUGCAUCCCACUUUCUGUCUGUUUCAUUAUUUUAUGGAUCUCUUUUCUUUAUGUACAUUAGACCAAAUUUGCUAGAAGAAGGUGAUAAGGAUAUACCAGCUGCUAUUUUAUUUACAAUUGUGGUCCCUUUACUAAACCCAUUUAUUUAUAGCUUGAGAAAUAAAGAAGUAAAGAAUGUCUUGCAGAAAAUUCUGCAGAAAAAAAUAAUCUCAAAAAAUUUUAAACAAGCUUCUAUUAUUGUGUAAAAACUCAAUUCAGCAGAAAACUCACAUGAGAUCACACAGUAGAAAUGCUUGUAAACUGUGUGCAAAAAUGUUAAAGUCCAUAAGGCUUUCUUAA